AUGAGAGAAACAAAAUCAUGGAGCUCUGAAAAACGGGCUAACCGGGCUUUGCCCUCCUAUGACAACGGCCCAUUAUCUAGCUUAUGUGGACUGGGCCAAGAUAGCCCAAUAAUUGAGGAAAUGGUUUAUUUAUUUAUUUAUUUUAUUGGGUCAUUCGUUGGUCACGUCCUGAAUAUAAUCACCCACGACCUUUUCUCGGAUAAAUACUACCGAUUCUUCCCUUCGGCUUCACAAUUGUGCACAAAAACAAAGCAGUUCCCUCCAACAGCCGCAGAAAAAGGUUCAACAGAGGCGUCAAUUUUCGGCGAAGAUGAGUUACUACAACCAGCAGCAGCCGCCGGUGGGAGUUCCGCCGCCACAAGGUUAUCCUCCCGAGGGAUAUGCGAAGGACGCUUAUCCGCCACCGGGAUAUCCGCCACAGGGAUAUCCUCCGCCGUCUUAUCCUCAGCAAGGAUAUCCGCCUCCGUAUGCACCUCAGUAUCAGCAGCCUCCGCCUCAGCAGCAAAGUUCAACGGGACCUGGUUGUUUGGAAGGAUGUUUGGCUGCUCUUUGCUGUUGCUGCCUUUUGGAUGCGUGCUUCUGAGAAGACAUUGAUGGUGCACAGGAUGAUUCAAGCAUGUUUAACCCGGAACACAGUGAAAUAUUGUUACUCGUUUUAAGUCUUCUUUUUUGGUUUUGUGACUGCUUUAUUUUAUUUUAAAUAACUUGGAACUAUAUAUAUUGCUUGCACAAUGUCACCGAGUCCAUGAUCCCAAGUAUAUAUAUUAUGGUUUAGAAUCCAAAA
Neltuma alba is the source of this 784-nucleotide messenger RNA. RefSeq lists its product as uncharacterized. The record is from RefSeq and is a predicted model, not a curated record. The transcript has 4 exons. NCBI's taxonomy places the organism in Eukaryota, Viridiplantae, Streptophyta, Magnoliopsida, Fabales, Fabaceae. The coding region runs from base 1 to 594 and encodes 197 amino acids.